AUGGUACGUGCAAAGUUGGCAAUUGAGAAUUUAUCAAGCUCUGAGAUUGAAAGGUUGGUUCUUUUUCCGAAUCAGGAUAAGAUAAGGAAGAAAGGGCAAGAGGAGCGAGAAGAAUCCGAAAGGCUGAGAAUCGAGAAUGAUGAAGAGUUUCAUUUAUGGAUGAGAAAGUGUGAUGCGAUUGAUGCUCGGCGCAGAAGAAAACAGUUACAACGAAUGGGUGAUUCGAGUUGUUCAUGGGGUAAAACCAGAAGUGCAACAGAGAGUGAAAGUGAAGUGGAGGAGAAUCAGGUUGAGGAAGAGGAGGAUGAAUCCAGUGAUGCUUCAAUUGAUUAUGAAGAGAAGGCAAAAAAGGCUGAGAAGAAAAUAUUAAAGCAGCAGCAGUUUGAGGAAGUAAUGUACAAGUGCUAUCUUGAUGAGAAGAACAAUAAUCCUUCGAAGUUUUCUCGGACCAUGUCAGAACCAUUAAAUGUGGAUUCUAAUGGAGAGGAGAUUCAAGGUAUGAAUAUUGAUAGAGAACCAGAGUAUGGAGAUGAAUAA
This is a messenger RNA of Papaver somniferum (opium poppy), 537 nucleotides long. RefSeq lists its product as uncharacterized. Lineage: Eukaryota; Viridiplantae; Streptophyta; Magnoliopsida; Ranunculales; Papaveraceae. The transcript has a single exon. The record is from RefSeq and is a predicted model, not a curated record. The coding region runs from base 1 to 537 and encodes 178 amino acids.